AGUGGGUUGUGGGAUUGUGGUUUUUCUCACGACAUGUCCCUGCUGUGGCGCAUGCCAGCCGAGGAGUGUGACAACUUAUCAAUGAAUUUCGUCGCCUCCGAACCGAACCGAGCACAGGGUCCCCAUUCAUCGUACCAGUGAAGUGUGAAAUUGGAGUUUAAAUGCAAUUUUUCAAGCAUCCUAAUUCGAUGGAAUCGUUUGCGGGUGUUUUAUAUUGCUUUGUCAGCAUCCUGCGUCGGACAGGAUUCCUAUAAAAGCAAGCUGUCGAUGCUCUGGGGAGUGUCAGUUCCAACUGGAAUGUGUAAGAGCACUAAGGGCACACACGCAUCCCGAUUAAGCUGCUGAAGUGUUGAACAAAACCUAUCAAGUGUUGUGAAUUUCCAUCUUGAAGCGCAAAGUGUGAAAGCAAACGAUGGUUAGUGCGAACGGAUACGUGAAGAUGGCGAAAAAGGGAACCAUCUUCAUGGUGGUUUGCAUCGGGCUAGUUGCUACCGUGCAGAGUGUUGCCUCGCUGACCCAGGAACGCCGCAACCUGGCGUCCGAAGCGUGUACGGAUGAUGUCGGCGAAAGACAAUACUAUUCCGAUCGACGUAUCGAUCGCUUGGAUCAGGAUCAGGAACAACGACUGCUGCUGUUUAAUCGGGUCGACAGACAGGGAGUGGAGGAGGCGGCGGAGGGCCGGCGCAUGAAAGUAGACCAUCGCGGAUUUGAGCGGUUCGUUGACGCUACUAGACGUGAAGAACUUUCAAACCGGGAGGCUACCGAUCGUGUGCUGGUCGGGCGCGAGCGGCGUGAGGAGGGCGUGACUGUAACCAGGCGUGAAGCUGAACGACGUGAAAAUCGACUUGACGAGCGUAUGGAGAACCGUCGUACAGAUCGCCGUGAUGAAAGACUACAGGAACGCCUGGGAGAGGAUCGGCGAAGAGAGGAACGCCGUGAGAACCUCCGAGAGGAACGUCGUGAAGAUCGUCUUCUAGACCGUGAAGAUAGGUUGGAUGGACAACGGAAGGAACGCCGUGAGGAUCUCCGAAACAACUAUCGUGAUGAACGACGAGAACAACAGGAACUUCGUGAAGAUCGUCGUCAAGAUCGCGAUGAACAGCGGCGCCAGGAUCGUCGUGAAGAUAGGUUAGAUGAACGACGAGAGGAACGUCGUGAGGAGCUUCGAAGCAACUACCGUGACGAUGAACGACGAGAACGUCGAGAGAACCACCGAGAUGAACGUCGUGAAGAUAGACGACAAGACCGGCAAGAAGAGCGGCGCCAGGAUCGUCGUGACGAUAGGUUGGAUGAACAGGAACGUCGUGAGGACCGCCGAGAGGAACGUCGUGAAGAUCGCCGAGAAGACAGCAUUGAAGACCAACGGAACAACCGCGAUGAACGACGGGAGGAACGACGUGAAGAGCUCCGAGAGGGUCGCCGUCAAGAACGUAGAGAAGAUCGUCGGGAGAAUGGUCGAGAGGGCCGUCGCGAGGAAAGGAUGGAGGACCGACGUCUAGAACGCCGUGUAGAUGACCGAAGAAACAACCGGGAAGAACGUGGAGAGGACAUGCGAGAAGAAGAACGACAGGCCGAUCGUCGAGUUCGAGACAGGGAAGAACGUAUGGACCAACUUCGCGAAAGCCGUCGCCAAGAGCAGUUAGAUGAUCGAAGACUGGAACGUCGCGAGGACAUACGUGAGGAAGGUCGUCGUGAAGAACUCCGAGAGAGCUACAGGGAUGAACGCCGUGAGGAGCGUCGUGAAGAACGUCGCGAGGAAGGCCUUCGUCGAGACGAACGUCGUGUAGACCCUGAGGACCGACUAGUCGCGCGUCGUGAAGAUGAGCCUCGCCAGGAGCGUAGAGAACGCGCCGGAGAGGAGCGUCGAAUUCGUCAGGAAGUGACCGAUGAACGUCGUGCUGAACGCCGGGAAAACAAUGAACGUGCCGAAGAAGCCGAACGACGUGAAACCCGUAGCGAUAGACUGAACCAAGCUGGAGGCCGUUUUGAUGCCCGUGAUAAUCGUUCUGAGCGUCGCAUUGUACGUGAGUUGAAGCAUAUGGACGAUAUGACUCGUGGCGAGGACAAGCUGAUGGCCGCCUUCCAGCAGGAAAAUGCGUUCCUCUAUCAGCUGAUACAAACGGCAGCCCUCGUCGGUGUUGCUGGUUACUGGCUGCUGAAGGGUACGGGUGGAGCCAACACCGAAGGAGAAGAGCUGAAAAAGAAAGCAGCUCCUUGCUCCAUGAUGGAAUCUUUCGGCAAGCUGCUUGCCGUUGGAAAUGAGUAAAAAUUACAACCUAAUAAUCUCUAUCACACACUUAUCACUCUAUUAUCCAGUGCAUUUUAGACGUCAAAGAGUAGAGAUGUGUACGGCAGCUCCUAACCAGAACACACAGGCAUUAACACAGGAUACACAACCACAGGCUUAACAGACAGUACAAACAAGCAAAGCAAAAGCACUAUUAUAUCCUUACAAAGUAGUUCGAUGUAUACUAACCUUAUCCGGGUCACUAACUAACCUUUGCAGUGCAAGAAAGGCAAUAAUGUAGAGCCC
Anopheles merus is the source of this 2533-nucleotide messenger RNA. Its product is annotated as trichohyalin-like. The record is from RefSeq and is a predicted model, not a curated record. Bases 413 to 2266 code for a protein of 617 amino acids. The transcript has a single exon. NCBI's taxonomy places the organism in Eukaryota, Metazoa, Arthropoda, Insecta, Diptera, Culicidae.